Symbiodinium sp. CCMP2592 is the source of this 363-nucleotide messenger RNA. Lineage: Eukaryota; Dinophyceae; Suessiales; Symbiodiniaceae. The record is from the annotation of a GenBank genome assembly.
AUGCAGUCUCAGGGGUUCAAAUUCAAGUUCAGCAGAGCAAGCCCUGCAGACAUGCGAAUAGGUUCUUCAGGACUGCCAAAGUCUCCUUCUGUGUGCCAAAUUCGUUUUUUUGGCUGCUGCCAGCAUCAGGACACCAGUUGGACAAGCACAGAUUAUCCAGUUGUGCCGGACGUGGUUGAGAGACCUCACUCGGAUGACAAGCUGCGCGACUUGGUGGAUGCAUCUGAUGCAUCUGGCCAGGUGCGCUGGAAUGCUUCACAUGCAGUAGUGCCAGGUUCUGUGAUCAUCUUCAUCACACCAUAUCACGCGCAUCAUUCGCGCACGUAUCUCUCUAGCAACACACGAAAGCACAAUCCCUGCUGA